AAGAGCCUGUGCCCUAGAGCCUAGAGGCUAGAGCUGCCACCCCUCCAAGAACCACCCGCCUCUCACGCGCGUCGCCGCCAUCGCUGCACCCGUUCUACCUCAUCGCCACUCCGCGCAUCCCUGCUGUCUUCACUCCGUCCGCUCUGGGAAUCCGUUUCCGAGAUUCCUGCUCUGCGAGGGUCUUGAUGGAGGCGAAACUAGCGUUCCCCCAGGACAGCCCGCCACUUUCCAUCCUCUCUGCUGCUAAGAUUGCCGGUGUUCCCCUAACGAUUGAUCCGACCCUCGCCUCAGGCUCAGUGCCCACACUGCAUCUCAGUUCUGGGGACUUUAUACAUGGCGUGAACACAAUUCUUCGUUACAUUGCCCGUGCUGCAUCUGUUUCCAGCUUCUAUGGCCAGGACGCUAUUCAGGCGGCACAUGUUGACCAAUGGCUAGAGUACGCGCCGCUCAUACUUUCGGGCUCUGAAUUUGAAGCUGCAUGCUCAUUUAUAGAUGGAUACCUGGCAUCUCGAACCUUUUUGGUUGGUUAUGGUCUGUCUAUUGCUGACAUUGUAGUGUGGUCAAAUCUCACAGGUACUGGUCAACGAUGGGAAAGUCUAAGGAAAUCAAAGAAGUAUCAAAACCUUGUCCGUUGGUUCAACAGCAUAGCUGUAGACUAUUCAGACGCACUGGAUGAAGUUACAACUGCUUAUGUUGGAAAGCGUGGAAUUGGCAAAUCUCCUGCGCCAAGCUUGAAAGAAAAGGUGCCUGGUUUGAAGGAGAACAUCUCAGGUCAUGAAAUAGAUCUCCCAGGUGCCAAAGUCGGUGAGGUUUGUGUUCGUUUUGCACCAGAGCCUAGUGGGUAUCUCCACAUCGGUCAUGCUAAGGCUGCACUAUUGAACAAGUACUUUGCAGAGAGAUAUAAAGGGCGUCUAAUAGUUCGAUUUGAUGACACAAAUCCUUCAAAAGAGAGCAAUGAAUUUGUUGAGAACGUCCUGAAAGAUAUUGAGACACUUGGGGUUAAAUAUGAUGUAGUUACAUACACAUCGGAUUAUUUUCCAAAGCUAAUGGAAAUGGCUGAAAGUUUGAUUAAGCAGGGAAAGGCCUAUGUUGAUGAUACGCCUAAGGAGCAAAUGAGGAGUGAAAGGAUGGAUGGUGUGGAAUCUAAAUGUAGAAACAGUACUGUUCAGGAGAACUUGUUGUUGUGGAGUGAGAUGGUUAAGGGUACCCAAAGAGGUACACAGUGCUGUGUACGGGGUAAACUUGACAUGCAAGACCCUAACAAAUCACUUCGAGAUCCUGUUUACUACCGUUGCAACCCUGAUCCCCAUCACCGUGUAGGCUCAAAAUACAAGGUCUACCCAACAUACGACUUUGCUUGCCCAUUUGUUGAUGCAUUGGAAGGAGUGACUCAUGCUCUUCGUUCAAGUGAAUACCAUGAUCGAAACGCACAGUACUAUCGUGUCCUUCAAGACAUGGGGCUGCAGAGGGUAGAAAUCUAUGAGUUCAGCAGGCUGAAUAUGGUUUAUACUGUUCUUAGCAAGCGCAAGCUUCUCUGGUUCGUACAAAACAAGAAGGUGGAGGAUUGGACUGAUGCACGCUUUCCCACUGUACAAGGCAUAGUACGUCGUGGCUUGAAGAUUGAAGCAUUGAUACAAUUUAUACUUGAGCAGGGCGCUUCAAAAAAUCUGAAUCUUAUGGAGUGGGAUAAACUCUGGACGAUCAACAAGAAGAUAGUUGAUCCAGUGUGUGGAAGGCAUACUGCUGUGCUUAAAGAUCAAUGUGUGCUUUUGACACUUACUAAUGGUCCAGAGGAACCAUUCGUUCGUAUCUUGCCAAGGCACAAGAAAUAUGAGGGUGCUGGAAAGAAGGCUACAACAUUCACAAACAGAAUUUGGCUAGAGUAUGCUGAUGCAUCAGUCAUUAGCGUGGGUGAGGAAGUCACUUUGAUGGACUGGGGAAAUGCUAUCAUUAAAGAGGUCAAGACAGAUAAUGGAGCAAUUACUCAACUAGUUGGUGAGCUUCAUCUUGACGGAUCAGUGAAGAUGACAAAGUUGAAGCUAACAUGGCUAGCUGAUAUUGAAGACCUUGUGUCUCUGUCUUUGGUAGAUUUUGACUACCUAAUUAAUAAGAAAAAGCUGGAAGAAGACGACAACUUCCUUGACAAUCUUAACCCUUGCACUAGACGAGAAGCUUUAGCUCUUGGAGACCCGAACAUGCGGAAUAUCAAGCAAGGAGAAGUUAUACAGCUCGAAAGGAAAGGGUAUUACAGAUGUGAUGUUCCAUUUGUCCGGUCGUCCAAACCAGUUGUGCUUUUUGCCAUUCCAGAUGGUAGACAGAAGUCCACAUCAAUUGUUUCUGGAGCCUAACUUCUAAUACUGACGUUGGCUAAAUUAUGUUACUUUUUUGGGCAUUUAUAUUGCAACCAUAUUGCUAUCAAACUGUUGAUGUAAUGGCUAAAACUUAGAACUUCAGAUUCUGGUUCUUCGGUAUUGAUUAUGUAGUUCCGUUUGCAUGUCUGAGUUUCUGCCGACUGUUGUCAGGAUCUGUGGAUUGUGGAACAAAUGUUAAGCUGAGAAUUGGCUAAUGAUAUCCAUUUCUGUGGUAGAUGA
Brachypodium distachyon (stiff brome) is the source of this 2591-nucleotide messenger RNA. Its product is annotated as glutamate--tRNA ligase, cytoplasmic. Gene Ontology annotation, molecular function: glutamate-tRNA ligase activity; ATP binding. The record is from RefSeq and is a predicted model, not a curated record. Gene Ontology annotation, cellular component: methionyl glutamyl tRNA synthetase complex; cytoplasm; cytosol. The transcript is spliced from 7 exons. The coding region runs from base 186 to 2348 and encodes 720 amino acids. Gene Ontology annotation, biological process: translation; glutamyl-tRNA aminoacylation. NCBI's taxonomy places the organism in Eukaryota, Viridiplantae, Streptophyta, Magnoliopsida, Poales, Poaceae.